CGAUGGCCGUAAAAUAAAUCGACAGUUUAUCAAAAGGCAAUUAAUUACAAUUAAUUUGCAGUAUUCAAUGCGAAUAGCUAUACUUACAGUAAGCGAUUCCUCUUCCAGUGGAACAAGAGAGGAUAUCAGCGGUCCAUUACUUCGGCAAUUAAUAUUCGAUUCCAAUAUCAUAUCCAAUCCAAGUGUAAAAAAUUUCCUUGUAUCAGAUGAGAAACAAGAAAUUACGAAUAUGUUAAUUAAUUUAUGCAAAACCUUUGAUGUGAUUAUAUCAGCAGGCGGGACAGGUUUCUCACCACGAGAUGUUACUCCCGAAGCAACGCAAAGUGUUAUCGAGAAAAAAUGCGGUGGACUGGAAACAGCGCUUCAUAUACGUUCACUGCAGGCUACACCAUUUGCUGCCUUAUCACGAUUAUGUGCGGGUAUCCGUGGUUCUACCCUAAUUGUUAAUUUACCUGGAAACCCGAAAGCUGUUAAGGAAUGUUUUGAAGUGUUAGAGAAGAUACUACCACAUGCGGUAGAGCUUCUCAAUACUGAAGAUGUGCACAACGUAACAAAACACUCCCAUUUGAUAACUCACUGAAAAUCACGAAUUUCGAUAUUACUAUAUGAUCUUAUUUCUCGAAACAAUCUGGAAAAGAAUAUAUCGUUUGUUUUGAUCGUAUUGUCUGAUCAGAUCAGAUUGCGAAUAGUUAAAUCUAGAAUUCCUGCGGAGUUUCUUCAGCGAAAAAUUUUAAUUCUAAAGGAUGUGGAUAAGUGACAGACAACAACUGUUUAAAUUUUAUUUUUGAUAUUCAGAAAGUUGUAUGAAAUUGUCAAA
Molecule: messenger RNA, 817 nt
Organism: Loa loa (African eye worm)
Lineage: Eukaryota; Metazoa; Nematoda; Chromadorea; Rhabditida; Onchocercidae
Exons: 6
Coding region: 68-580 (170 amino acids)
Source: RefSeq, a predicted model, not a curated record